Ictidomys tridecemlineatus (thirteen-lined ground squirrel) is the source of this 2707-nucleotide messenger RNA. Lineage: Eukaryota; Metazoa; Chordata; Mammalia; Rodentia; Sciuridae. The record is from RefSeq and is a predicted model, not a curated record.
AGGAACCAGAGAAUUUGCUAUAAAUAUUUAUUUCUUUUGGUUACCAGAAAGUCGUGGUUGGAGAUGCCUCGGAAACUGCUCUUUUGAAAUUCUCAGAGGUCAUUUUGGGUGAUGUGAUGGAAAUUAGAAAAAGAAACCGCAAAGUAGCUGAAAUCCCUUUUAACUCUACGAACAAAUUUCAGCUCUCCAUACAUGAGACAGAGGACCCCAACGACAAGCGCUUCCUCAUGGUGAUGAAAGGGGCUCCCGAGAGGAUCUUGGAGAAGUGCAGCACUAUAAUGAUCAAUGGUCAGGAGCAGCCACUGGACAAAAGCACCGCUGCGGAAUUCCAUACAGCCUACAUGGAGCUGGGUGGGCUGGGCGAGCGUGUGUUGGGUUUCUGUCAUCUCUACCUGCCAGCAGACAAGUUUCCAGAGACCUACUCCUUUGAUAUAGACACCAUUAACUUUCCUACCUCCAACCUCUGUUUUGUGGGGCUCUUGUCGAUGAUAGAUCCCCCUCGGUCUACUGUGCCAGAUGCAGUUACCAAAUGCCGGAGUGCAGGGAUCAAGGUUAUUAUGGUUACAGGUGAUCAUCCCAUCACAGCCAAAGCUAUUGCCAAGAGUGUAGGGAUUAUUUCAGCCAACAGUGAAACAGUGGAAGACAUUGCAAAACGCCUCAACAUUGCUGUGGAGCAAGUUGACAAACGGGAUGCUAAAGCUGCUGUGGUGACUGGCAUGGAGCUGAAGGAUAUGAGCCCAGAACAGCUGGAUGAGCUCUUAGCCAACUACCCAGAAAUUGUCUUUGCCCGAACAUCCCCUCAACAGAAGCUGAUCAUUGUGGAGGGUUGUCAGAGGCAGGAUGCAGUUGUUGCUGUGACAGGAGAUGGAGUAAAUGAUUCUCCAGCUCUAAAGAAAGCAGACAUUGGGAUUGCCAUGGGGAUAGCAGGUUCUGAUGCUGCCAAAAAUGCAGCCGACAUGGUCUUGCUGGAUGACAACUUUGCAUCUAUAGUCACAGGAGUGGAGGAAGGCCGCCUGAUUUUUGACAACCUAAAGAAGACUAUUGCGUAUACCCUGACCAAGAACAUUGCUGAACUUUGCCCCUUUUUGAUCUACAUCAUUGUUGGGCUCCCUCUUCCCAUUGGCACCAUCACCAUCCUGUUCAUUGACCUGGGCACAGACAUUAUCCCCUCCAUUGCCUUGGCAUAUGAGAAAGCUGAAAGUGACAUUAUGAACAGGAAGCCUCGCCACAAGAAGAAAGACAGAUUGGUAAACGAGCAACUUGCCAUCUACUCUUACCUGCACAUUGGUCUCAUGCAAGCCCUGGGAGCUUUCCUUGUAUAUUUCACUGUCUAUGCACAAGAAGGCUUUUGGCCCACCUCUCUCAUUAACCUACGGGUAGAAUGGGAAAAAGAUGAUAUGAAUGAUUUAGAAGACAGCUAUGGACAGGAAUGGACAAGGUACCAGAGGAAAUACUUAGAGUGGACAGGAUACACAGCCUUCUUUGUUGGCAUCAUGAUCCAGCAAAUAGCAGAUCUGAUCAUCAGGAAAACUCGGAGAAAUUCUAUCUUCCAACAGGGGCUCUUCAGAAAUAAAGUCAUCUGGGUGGGAAUCGCCUCACAGAUCAUCAUCGCACUGAUCCUAUCCUAUGGCCUUGGGAGCGUCACAGCCCUGAGUUUUACUAUGCUUAGGCCUCAGUAUUGGUUCGUGGCUAUACCACAUGCCAUCUUGAUUUGGGUGUAUGAUGAAGUGCGAAAACUCUUCAUCAGGCUCUACCCUGGAAGCUGGUGGGAUAAGAAUAUGUACUAUUAAGACCACAUCACUCUCCACGUUUCCCAGUAGCAUAUUGGGAAUAUUCUUCAUCUUCUGGCUACUCACUGGGAGAUCUCUUGCGGUACAGACAUCAUCAAAUCUCAAGAGAGACUUUCAUAUAGAAAACUAUGUGAAACAUACUCAUGUUUUGUACUUUAAAAAUCUGAUUCAACUGUUUAUAUAGAAUUUUCAUCUCUAUCUCAAUCUCCUUAAUUUAAAAUAUAUGAACUUUUAGGUAGUGGUAUAAGGAAAAAACAUGUUUAUAUGUAUAUAAAGUUCCCUGUUAAAUAGUCUAGUGUAACCCGGUAUCUGCUGGGGUCUGCCUUAAACCAGGAUAGGAUUAUUCAAACCUCACUCACUCACCCUAUAAAGGCACAAUGACACCCCCUUCCGAGAUUUCUGUGAAUUCUACCAAGAACAUAUGCUCAUGGUCACCAUGCUCGUAAAAGGCUGACUUAGCUGAAUGUUUGUGGGAGGUCAAAGUGGUGGCAGGCAUACAUCACAGCAGCACAGAUGACCUGUUUUGACUCUGAGAUCUCCUUCAGUUUGUGACAGUUUCCCUGGCCUUGUCACCCUAUCCUGCCUCCUGUCACCUUCUCAGCCCUUUCAUGUCCCACCCAGAACCCUCUUUAUCAUCUCCUCCAAACCAAAGCUCCAAGUCCAUUUUGUAUAUCCUAACUCAGAAUUCUCAACUCAUCAAAGGGAACUUUAUUUACCAGGAUUAAACCUCAGCAGAGACCACUGUGGAUUAAAUAGUAAUAUUUAUUUCUUAAAAAACAGCCUCCAAACUCUCUGGCAAUGAUUUUAUGUCAGUCAUGUUUUGGUUGUAAUUUAGAUAUAUUCAUGUGUGACUCACAUCAUGUUAACAGGUCUGAAGAGGCCUUAUUUUUUUAGUAAAAAAAUGUUUUCUAAAACUA